UCAACCCAACUCCCAGAACUGCUCCUCGCAUCAAGGAGACUGUGCAACCUAUUCUUCCCCCCCGAACCGUUCAGCACUACUGGUGCGCACCUGUAUAGUACGGCCAACUACUUCACAUUCCGCUUCUGCGGCGCGGGCUCUCCCUGAGUAAACUCCCGCGAUGUCGUUCACCAAUCGACAAUCAAUCUACUCGACGACGUCGGCAGCACCAUAUGGCGGCAUGGCUGCGAACCAGACCUUGACGACAUCUUCGCUUCUUUCAGCCCUUCACAAUGCUUACCUCUCGUGUUCAGUCUAUUCCCUGGAUGCGGCAACAUCCGUGGUCGUGAACUCCGGCUCGGGCAGGGCGGCCGUACACUCGACGGGAGUCUUCGAUGAGGAGUUGGGGAUGCGAGCUUGGGAACAUGCACGGCGGAGAGCUGAGGACCAGACUAUCGUGUUGACGUCUUUGCAUGCGCUCUCGCCGUCUCUCCUUUUGCCGAUGCUCUCUACGCUGCCCGCAGCACCCGAUCUCCUCAAUACCUGUUUGAGCUUGAUCAGUGCAUUCACAAAUGCCCUGACCCCGGAAUGCCCAUACUCCGUUCCUUAUCACCGCGGUCUCGCAGUCUCGGUGCAGAUUUCGCUCUCGGGCGCGAUCUCCGGCGCUCACAUCUCACUCUCGGACGCGGGCCUUGACACUGAGAAUGGUCUUCUCCACAUCCCUUCGACGGCAGGUUACCGGGCGUUCGACGUAUUCUACUACCUCCUUUCGGCUGUGUCCACGCCGGCCGAGAGGCAGGGUCUCGGAUUGCAGUCAGCAGACCAGUACACUAUGCUCGCACGGAGCAAUACCUACACACUCCCUAGUUAUCUUCCCACAGCCGAUGAUUCAGCUGCGGCGGAAGACUGGAGGGCCAAUUUGAGAGCCAUCGGAAUCAAGGGCGGAAUGCUGCGUGGCUUGUUGUCCGUUCUGGCCGGUAUUCUCAAACUUGGCAACUCGGUUGGUCUGCUGGUCGACGAAGAGGUGGUGGAGGAGGUGUGUAGUGACGUCUCCGGCCUCCUCGGGCUCGAUCCGGAAGUGUUGGCAAAGAGGAUGGGCGACUCCGAACGCGAGCUUCUCAUCAGCACCAUAUAUGAGCUCGUAGUAGAGUGGGUGAUCGCCAAGGCUAACGAAGCGAUUUCUACCGAUUUCGCCGCGAGAAAAGACGCGGAUUCCAACGCCGACGGUAGCCAGGAGGGCGAUACCGUGCAGAUCACCGUUUUGGAGUUGCCCGCUGAGAAACUGGCCAAAGCCGUCUGUCUGAAGGGCGUCUUUGACGACGAGAGCGGUCUCAACAUCGAGAUGAAGGCUGACGGCGUCGAUGUUCCCAACGUUGGCAGCACGAUCCUUCGGGAAAUGAAGGCGGCUUGGAGCGACGCCGAGACAACUUGUUUGGUUGGUAUGAGCCGGGAACGCGAGUACGAAAACGACCGGAGAGAUCAGAUCAUCGAGAAGGCCGGCCGAGAAGUAGAGGACGGCGGAUUUCUCAAGGAGGUCUUGUUCCCUGCCGAAUUCGGGCGAUCGUCUGCAACCGUGCGUCUGGAUGUCUCGCAGUUGCUGGCCGCCAGCAGAGCGUGGUACCAUCUCAAUAUUUCCCCAACAGCCGGUGUCCCUCUUACAGAUGACCUGCAUACGCAGAGUCAGCCUUGGUCUGCCGCUGCUGUGAGUCGACAGUUGAGAGGCUGGAGACUGCCUGAAUGGGCCAACCGCCGCAGCAAACGGCUGGAUUUCACUGCGGAUUUCGACUUUGACGAGUUUGCCGUGCGUUAUGCCAUCCUGGGCUGCUCCGGUGGACGAGACGGUGUUGAGAGCUGGGUGCUCGAACGAGGUUGGAGCAAUGGGGAAGUCGUGGUUGGCAACGAGCGUGUGUGGAUGCGCGAGCCUUGCUGGUGGGAGGCGGAGAACAUGCUGGAUAUCAAACAGCCUGGUGUGAUGCCUGGGAUGAUGGGUAUGGGCGCUGUGCCUAUGGCCAUGGACACCGGAUACACCACAAACACCAACGGAAGCGGCUACUUUGCGCCUAUGGGUGCCCAGGCGUACGACCAGGCGGCGUCUAGAGAGAAUCUGCUUCGCCAGAGCACCAUGAGCGGCUUCCCGGCUGGUACUUCGCCGUCACCUCAACCGGGCCAGGAGCAGAAUAGGGGACUUGGCGCAAAGUACGAAACCAACAAUUAUACUGCUCCUGGGGACAUCGAGUUGGGCGACAAGACCAAGAUCGAGGAACAUACGGUCACGACAUCGCGUAAGUUGUGGGUCGGCUUCGUAUGGGCCAUGACGUUCUGGAUUCCUAGCUUCCUGCUGAGAUAUGUCGGUCGGAUGAAGCGUCCCGACGUGCGAAUGGCGUGGCGAGAAAAGCUUGUUCUCGUCUGGCUGAUCUUCUUCAUGAACGCUUUCAUCAUCUUCUGGAUCGUCGUAUUUGCGCGACUUAUUUGCCCCAACAUCGAUAAAGCCUGGUCUCGCGAUAAUGUCGCCCGUCAUCAAGGUGAAAACGAUUUCUGGGUGAGCAUCCGCGGCAAUGUGUACGAUAUUACGGACUUUUGGUCUCUCCAGCACAGCGAUAUCACUGGACAGGAUACAACGAAGGAUGUCAUGAUCGAGUUUGCGGGAUUGGAUCUUACUCCGUACUUCCCGGCUCCGUUCUAUCUUGGAUGUCCGGAACUCGUUACCAACAAGCGCUUCACAUUGCAGUACAACGACACUACGGCACAGUCGUCUUCCCAGGCUGUCCACAGCUCCGGAGAAGUAAGCCCGUACAUUAAGAGUGCGUUGGCCUCGGAAGACUGGUAUUCACAGAAAUUCCUUCCCAGGAUUAAAGAAUACUGGACCGGAGAUCUCGUAUGGGAUAAAGAUGAUGUCAAGUCGCAAGGUGUCGCCGAUAACAAACCGUGGGGAAUUAUCAACGGUGAGAUCUUUGAUCUGACCGACUACUUCUACACGGCCGAUAGGUUCGGAGAUCUCGCCGAAUACCGCUUCUUAGACAGCAAGCUGGAGGAAAUCUUCCAGCAGAACCCUGGUUCCGACCUCACGGACUUAUACAACAAGCAACUCAAUGCCACCACCAAGAGGACGAACAUGCGAUGCAUGAAGAACAUGUUCUACGUUGGAAUCGUCGACUUCCGGUAUGGCGCCAAGUGUCAAGCCAGUGGUUACGUCCUCCUCGGUUUUGCCGUUUUGAUGUGUAGUGUCAUCGUAGUCAAGUUUUUGGCCGCACUUCAGCUCGGAACUAAGCGUCGCCCUGCGCAGCAGGACAAGUUCGUCAUCUGCCAGGUUCCUGCGUACACUGAGGGAGAGGACCAGCUGCGCAAGGCACUGGAUUCCUUGACUGCUCUGAACUACGACAACAAACGGAAACUCCUGUUCGUCAUUUGCGACGGUAUUGUCGUCGGAGGUGGAAACGACAGGCCCACACCCAACAUCGUGCUCGAGAUUCUCGGUGUCGACCCAAAGAUUGAUCCUCCGGCGCUUCCUUUCAAGAGUGUCGGUGAGGGUAAUGCUCAACUCAACUACGGAAAGGUCUACUCGGGAUUGUACGAAUUCGAGGGUUGCGUUGUCCCGUACAUCGUUGUCGUCAAGUGUGGCAAGCCAUCCGAGACUUCGAAGCCCGGUAACAGAGGAAAGCGUGACUCCCAGGUCCUCGUGUUGGACUUCUUGAACAAAGUCCACCACCGCACUCCCAUGUCUCCCCUCCAGCUGGAAAUGUUCCACCAGAUCAACAACAUCAUCGGUGUCGACCCGGAGCUGUACGAAUACAUUCUCAUGGUUGACGCUGAUACCAGUGUCAAGGAGGACGCCCUCAACCGUCUCGUCGCUGCAUGCGCUCACGACGCGAAGAUCGCCGGUAUCUGUGGUGAAACCAGUUUGGAGAACGAGGAACGCUCUUGGUGGACUAUGAUUCAGGUCUACGAGUACUACAUCUCGCAUCAUCUGUCCAAAGCUUUCGAGUCUCUCUUUGGUUCCGUCACUUGUUUGCCCGGUUGUUUCUCCAUGUACCGUCUGCGAACUGCGGAUAAGGGUCGUCCUUUGAUCAUUGCCUCCAAGGUCAUCGAGGAGUACUCCGACGGAGUCGUCGAUACCCUGCACAAGAAGAACCUUCUGUCACUCGGUGAGGAUCGUUACCUGACGACUCUCAUGACCAAGCACUUCCCGUACAUGAGCUUCAAGUUCAUUCCCGAUGCCUAUGCCAUGACUGCCGCACCAGAGAGUUGGAGCGUUCUGUUGUCCCAGAGACGUCGCUGGAUUAACUCGACCGUUCACAACUUGGCUGAGCUGAUGUUCCUCGAGGAGAUGUGCGGUUUCUGUCUCUUCUCGAUGAGAUUCGUCGUGUUCCUCGAUCUCUUCGGUACCAUCAUUCUUCCGGCCACCUGUGUGUACAUUGGUUACCUCAUCUAUGUCAUCAUCAGCAAAACCGGGCCCUUCCCGUACCUGUCGUUGGCUAUGCUUGGAGGUGUGUACGGUCUACAGGCGAUUAUCUUCAUCAUCAAACGCCAAUGGCAGCACGUCGGAUGGAUGAUCAUCUACCUCCUCGCAUUCCCGAUUUACGCUUUCGUCCUUCCGGUCUACUCCUUCUGGGCUCAGGACGAUUUCUCGUGGGGAAGCACGCGUAUUGUCGUUGGAGAAUCGGGCAAUAAAAAGGUUGUCGCAACGACCGAAGAGUCUUUCGAUCCUCGGAGCAUUCCUCUCCAGAGCUGGGAUGAGUACGCGGCUACGAACAAGCUCCCCGGCCGUCGCGGUGCACCAACCGAGAAGUACGGAGACGCUGGUGGGUACGAUUACGAGAUGGACGACAUGCACUCCGUGUAUUCUUCGGCCAAGCCGGCAUCCACGAUCCUCACUGGCCUUCCUAACAUGAGCGGCCAGCCAUACAUCGCCCCGCGCUCUCCGGCACCCUUCGCGACCAACCGCCAUUCCACCUACUCCGCGUACACCGGCAUGACCGGCCAGGGCGGCCUCGGAGGCGACCACGGACACCCGCAGCAGCAGCGCCUGAUGUCGAUGGGUGGGAUGAGCACUGGCGACUACUGGCAAGACGGUAAUCAACAGCAGCACCGCCCCAGCCCGCUCGCGCUAUCCACCGGAAUGCCUAGCACCGACAACCUGCUGAACGUGCAGACGCCGCCUCCUCGCGCGCAUUCCACCACACCACUGGGCUUCUCGUCGCAGAGCCGUCCCGUCAGCCAGAUGGACUUCAUGCGCGUUGGUGGUGGUCCCGAUGACGAGAGCAUCGUCGACGCUAUCCGCUAUGUCCUCCGUGAUGUCGAUUUGGACACUAUCACCAAGAAGCAAGUGAGAGCCCUCGUCGAACAGAGACUGCAGACGGAAUGCCAGGGCGAGCGUCGCUCGUUCCUAGACCGCAUGAUCGAUGCCGAGCUGGCCAACAUGCCGAUGUAAUUCGCACGAUCAACGGAUGUGCUUGGGGAUGGGGGGUUUUACUUUCGGUUGGGGUAAGGGGGAGGGGUUUAAUGUUACUUGUAUUCUUAAUCAGGAUGGGAGAUGAAGACGAAAACGUCGAACGCGGUGGGGGUGCAUGCCAUAUGGAAAGGGAGGUGGGGCUUUAAACGGAGUUUUUUUUUCAUUUCUUUCUUUCCCUAUC
Messenger RNA from Tricharina praecox, 5609 nucleotides. RefSeq names its product chitin synthase-domain-containing protein. The record is from RefSeq and is a predicted model, not a curated record. NCBI's taxonomy places the organism in Eukaryota, Fungi, Ascomycota, Pezizomycetes, Pezizales, Pyronemataceae. Gene Ontology annotation, cellular component: myosin complex; cell periphery; cell septum. Bases 161 to 5407 code for a protein of 1748 amino acids. The transcript is spliced from 4 exons. Gene Ontology annotation, molecular function: cytoskeletal motor activity; ATP binding; chitin synthase activity.